AUGUUAGAGAAGUUGGUUAUGCAAUACGCAAGUGGAGGAGAUUUAUUACGUCAAUAUCUUCAAGAUAAUUUUGUUGAAAUUGAUUGUAAAAAAUUUUAUGGUAUAAUACCCAUAACACCAGAAAUAUUAUCAAAUAUUGGUCAACAAUCUUUUGUUCAUUUUUCUCAUGAUGAAAAUUUAAUAAUAGAAAUUAUUAAUGGUUUACGUCCUGAAAUUAUUAAAGGAACUCCAAAAUCUUAUUUAGAUUUAAUGAUAAAAUUAGCUGAAAUUGAAAGAAUAGAAUUGGUUAAAAGUAAUGAUUGGAUUCUUUUUAAUAGUAAUUAUAAAAAUCCUGAAGCUUUUUAUUUUAGUAGAGAUUUAAAUUUCUGAAAAUUUAUUUAUAGUAAAGAUAAUACGGUAUCUGGUAUAUAUAUUUUAUAAUUU
Molecule: messenger RNA, 423 nt
Organism: Rhizophagus irregularis DAOM 181602=DAOM 197198
Lineage: Eukaryota; Fungi; Glomeromycota; Glomeromycetes; Glomerales; Glomeraceae
Biological process (GO): mitotic cell cycle; protein phosphorylation; intracellular signal transduction
Cellular component (GO): cytoplasm; nucleus
Molecular function (GO): histone H3T3 kinase activity; ATP binding
Source: RefSeq, a predicted model, not a curated record